CAGGUGGCGCUGAGCCCCGGGCUGAACCACGGCGCGGGCAGAGCCAGCCACGUCAGCACCUGGUGGCGGAGCCGAGCUGCGGGAUGGGGACGGCGGCCUUGGGAGCGGAGCUGAGCGUUCGGGUCCUGCUCUUUGUGGCCUUCCUGGUGACCGAGCUGCUCCCUCCCUUCCAGCGACGGAUCCAGCCGGAGGAGCUGUGGCUCUACCGGAACCCGUACGUGGAGGCCGAAUACUUCCCCACCGUCCCCAUGUUUGUCAUUGCAUUUCUCACUCCACUGUCCCUGAUCCUCCUAGCCAAGUUUCUGAGGAAAGCUGACGCCAACGACAGCAAGCAAGCCUGCCUGGCUGCGAGCCUCGCCCUAGCUCUGAAUGGUGUCUUCACCAACACAGUGAAACUGAUAGUGGGCAGGCCACGUCCAGAUUUCUUCUACCGGUGCUUCCCUGAUGGGCUGGCCCACUCUGACCUGACCUGCACAGGGGAUGAGGGCGUGGUAAAUGAGGGCCGGAAGAGCUUCCCCAGCGGACACUCCUCCUUUGCAUUCGCUGGUCUGGCCUUUGCCUCCUUCUACCUGGCAGGGAAGUUACACUGCUUCACGCCACGAGGCCGGGGGGAAUCCUGGAGGCUCUGUGCGUUCUUAUCGCCUCUACUCCUCGCAGCUGUAAUUGCACUGUCCCGCACGUGUGACUACAAGCACCACUGGCAAGAUGUACUAGUUGGGUCCAUGAUUGGAAUCACAUUUGCCUACGUCUGCUACAGGCAGUACUACCCUCCUCUGACUGAUGUAGAAUGCCACAAACCAUUUCAGGACAAGCACAGACUCCCCUCUUCACAGAGGAAGCCCAAUGAGUCUCACCACUUGGAUAUUUAGCUGAACCUACCUCAGUGGAGAACAAGCAAGUCAAUCCUCUUAACUGGACACCGUGCACAAGCCAAGAGUCUCUUCCAAGGUAAAAGUGAGGACAUGGCCACACUGGAUUCCUGCCUCCACAGGGCUGUGCACUUUGCCCCGCUUCCAAGGCUAGACUCGCAGGAAUCCCUGCCUGGAGCCUGCUCUGGCAAGGGGCUCUUCCGGGAGUUCUCUCAACAGGUUAAUGCUUCUGGGUUAUAAGACUGGUGUUCCAGGAUCGAGGGUCUUUACGUUUCUGUAAAUGUCACUCCCCUCAAGGAGACUUUCAUGAGGCCAUUUUAUCCUGAAGACUUUAUUACCAAACUUAAUCUGUCCCUACAAACAAGGGCAGUGCCAGCUAAACUUGUUUACUGUAUGUGGUCACAUUCCAUUAAGCCUUAAAUAAUGAAACUAACAACUCUGGCCAAUCUUUUUACUUCAUCAGGAAAGAAAAAUUACAGAUUAUCUGGAAGACAAAUGUAUCUCUUUCUGCCUUGUGUUCACAAAUAUAUGGAACAAUUAUAGGCUAUCAUGAGAACUUAUACAGAGGACCACCUAAUAGCUACUUUGUUGUACUUUAAAUAAAAUUUUGUCUUAUGUA
This is a messenger RNA of Mesocricetus auratus (golden hamster), 1488 nucleotides long. RefSeq names its product phospholipid phosphatase 5 (gene Plpp5). The record is from RefSeq and is a predicted model, not a curated record. Bases 84 to 869 code for a protein of 261 amino acids. Gene Ontology annotation, molecular function: phosphatidate phosphatase activity. The transcript has 7 exons. Gene Ontology annotation, biological process: phospholipid metabolic process. Lineage: Eukaryota; Metazoa; Chordata; Mammalia; Rodentia; Cricetidae.